AUGUUCUCCAUGAAACUUGCUUUAUCCAUUGUCCUUGUUGGGUUUGUCGUUGUUUCAGCUCAGAAGUAAGUAAUGAAAGGUGAAAGACUGUCUACCCGAUGUUAUCGAGAUUGUAAUCGGUUUUUUUUAGAAAGGCUGGUGGGGUCAGUUGUUAUCAAUGCAAUUCGUUUACCGCCGGACAAGAAGUCUGCGAGUCCAGUGAUGAAAAAGAGCUGACCAAGUUCAAGAAAGUAAGAGCCAUAUAAAAAAGAUGGAACGCAUAAUUUAGAAAACAGUAGAUUCAUUUUAAAAAUUACUAUCAUUCCGUUCCAGCCCUGCCCCAAAAUCACAGAAGGAGAGUUGGUUGGAACUGAUGCCAAUUCCUGCCGCAAAAUCCUCCAGACCGUCGACGGAGAUAGUGGUGUUGUAAGAGAGUGUGCUUACACUGGGGAUGAGGAAGUUGAUGGAAAAAGAAGAAUCGGGAAUAAAGGGAUCGUCCUCUGGCUCUACCAGUGCUUCAAUGACGAACCAGUAGGUUUUGGUCCUAGUAAAAGAACUAUGAAAUUACACAUCUCACAUUUUAUAUUAUCUUCCAGGGCAAGCCGUGCAACUCUGCCUCCACCGUGUCCCUCACCACAGUCUCCAUCUUCACCGCGUUUGCUUUUAUUUACAACUUGUUACAAUAA
Molecule: messenger RNA, 665 nt
Organism: Bursaphelenchus xylophilus (pine wood nematode)
Lineage: Eukaryota; Metazoa; Nematoda; Chromadorea; Rhabditida; Aphelenchoididae
Source: the annotation of a GenBank genome assembly